This is a messenger RNA of Mucor velutinosus, 1380 nucleotides long. RefSeq names its product GTPase-activating protein S13 (gene SEC13). Gene Ontology annotation, cellular component: peroxisomal membrane. NCBI's taxonomy places the organism in Eukaryota, Fungi, Mucoromycota, Mucoromycetes, Mucorales, Mucoraceae. The record is from RefSeq and is a predicted model, not a curated record. The transcript is spliced from 4 exons. Bases 1 to 1380 code for a protein of 459 amino acids. Gene Ontology annotation, biological process: peroxisome organization.
AUGAGAAAACAAGGACUCCAAUGUAAAGAGUGUGGCUACAACUGUCAUCGGAAAUGUCAAUCAGCAGCACCGAAAUGCUCUUGUGCCAUUACACAAGGCUUUUUGGACGACGCAGACACAACAUCCAACUCACGAGCAGAAACGUAUUUGCGUCAGUUGUCUCAAAAAUCAGGAAACAAGGACCGUCGACCAUCUACGUCUUCAAGCACAUCAUCCACAGCGUCAAAGCAUGUCAAAGUAGGUGAUACAAGCAUCUAUCUGUCUACAUUUGAGCAUGUCAAGGCUAUCGCAACGUCUGACAAACUGCAAAAUAUCCUGGCGGAAGCAGCUACUACUGAGCAAGUACCUGUCAAUGCCUAUUUGGCUCAGCAAGCACCAUUGAAUCCUCAGAUCACAGCUCGCAACUUUACCCGAUUUGUGUCCAGAUGUGGUCCAGUAUUUGCAUUCAGGGAUGAGCUUUUGUUGCUAUUGAGCUGGGAGAACCGAGUCGAUACAUUGGUGUCUUUGAUCAUCUACUGUUUAACAUGCCUAUAUCCCAAGCUGAUCUUCUUUGCUCCUCAAGCCCUCUUGGUGUAUUUCAUUCUCUCCAGCUAUCCCAAAAGAAAGACGUCCGAGAAAAUGGACACAAAGGACAAGAUAAGGCAAAAGAUAGCAAAAGCAACCACCGACAAAAAACCCCUGGAAGAUGCAUCGACGAGUAAGCGCACUCAGCAUGACACACCCAAUGUGUUUCCCUUCAAUCUUUCGGCAUUGUUUCAACCUGCGUCCGAUGAAUCCGCAGAAUACCUGAAAAACUUGCAAAAUAUCCAAAACACAAUGGGCGAAUUCAGUGAUGUGUAUGACUGGAUCAUGAUGCAGGCAAAUCAGUUCAACUGGUCGUCUGAGGAGAAGACAAUGAAAAUCUUGCAGCUGGUCAUAGUAUCCAGCUUCCUAAUUUCCUUUGUGCUCUACAUGGUGCCUGUGAAGCUUAUUUUUAUGUCGUUUGGUCUGCUCGUCUAUGGUUUCAAUACAAGGUUCGCAAAGUAUGUGCUGAAUGAAGUGCAGCCUUACAUGGUACAAUUUGGAAAAAGAAACACAAUGGCACUGCUGGAAUGGUAUGCUGAUUUAGAAAAGAGAUUGGAGCAUCAGGAUCAUUUGCAAGAGAUUUCUGUGUUUGAGAAUCAACGCUGGUGGCCAAGACGUGGCUAUUUGCAUGAGAUGGUGAAUGAUGAGAGAUCACCGUGGUCUGAUUUUACGGGAGCCAUCUACAUGCCAAUCAUCACUGAAAUACCUGCUCCCAAAGGAUACCAAUGGAAGGAGACGAGCGAAUGGACGUUAGAUACAACUGGCCCCUGGAUCGACACGUAUCUAGAAAUUGGUGAGUUGUAUGAGCAAUUCUAG